GGAGGGGGAGCGCAUGGCAGGCGCUGGGCGUCGGUCAGGCUGUGAGUGGUGCUGGGGAGUGGUGGUGUGUGGAAACGCUGUCGUGCAGAGUGGCACAAUGGAUGAAACUGAAGGGUUCCCCAGCGAAAAAUCUCAAAACGAGAUUCUCAGAAAUUCCAUGCCAGAAGGAGACCCAAACUCCAACACUGAUAUCACCAAAGAAGAGGAAAACAAGCCCAGAUGGGGUCCGAAUCACAAGGGUGCAAAGGAACUUGCAAACCUCUACACAUCAGGGAAGAGGCUGCAAGAGGUGGUCUGUGUUUGGCUUGGCCUGGGUCUCAUGGCCACAAACCUGCUGCUGAUGAUGCGGUACCUGCGCCUGGAGGCAGCACCAUCUAUGGUGCUGUGUGCUCUCCUGGGAAUGGUGACAGCUGAUUUUGCCUCGGGGCUGGUGCACUGGGGUGCGGACACCUGGGGCUCAAUUGACAUGCCCAUCCUAGGAAAGAACUUUCUGCGGCCGUUCCGGGAGCACCACAUCGACCCGACGUCGAUCACGCGGCACGACUUCGUGCAGACCAACGGCGACAACAUCGCGCUCACGCUGCUGCCGCUGUUCUGCAUGUCGUACGACUUCGCCACGCUGCCGGAGCCGCAGAUCUACGCCAACUACGCCUGGUACUCGUACCUCUACCUGCUGGCCGUCUUCGUGGCACUCACCAAUCAGAUCCACAAGUGGUCGCACACCUACUUCGGCUUGCCGUGGUACGUGACGCUGCUGCAGGACUGCCGCGUGAUCCUGCCGCGCCGCCACCACCGCAUCCACCACGUGGCGCCGCACGAGACGUACUACUGCAUCACCACGGGCUGGCUGGACUGGCCGCUGGAGCGGCUCGGCUUCUGGGCGCGACUGGAGGCGGUCAUCCAGCGGCUGACGGGCGCCGUGCCGCGCGACGACGACAUGCGCUGGGCGCAACGGCGCACCUGAGGCGUUGCUCCGUGAUGGCGCGCUCCGGUGUCCGACCAGCGUGCGUAGCACAGCGCGCCGGCCGCUCGCGCCGUCCGCGGGCGGCGGCCGCUGAC
This is a messenger RNA of Pollicipes pollicipes, 1059 nucleotides long. It is a transcript of the gene Kua, whose product is annotated as Plasmanylethanolamine desaturase Kua. The coding region runs from base 14 to 964 and encodes 316 amino acids. The transcript is spliced from 4 exons. Gene Ontology annotation, molecular function: oxidoreductase activity. The record is from RefSeq and is a predicted model, not a curated record. NCBI's taxonomy places the organism in Eukaryota, Metazoa, Arthropoda, Thecostraca, Pollicipedomorpha, Pollicipedidae.